GUGCGUGUGUCAGGUAUCGAACACGUGAACAGACGCGAGGGAAGGACGUGGCUUUGAGGACUAAAGUCGCACGCCGCGGAGGUUGACGGUCGCCGCCUUGUCGGCGACGAUGGCAACCUUCAUCCAUCUUUGAUCGAGGAGAGGAAAGGAAAGGACGCGUCGGGAAGGAAAGGAGGGAGGAUGAAGGGAGUGAGAGUCUAAAGCUGGCGUCUGCUGCUGCAGGAAUCAUGACGUCUCAAGAGGAGGCUUCGUCCUUCCGCAGGUUUUUCCGCUAUGUAGAGGACAGCUGCCUUCGAGCGUACGACGAUCUCGUCAUCCAGAACGCAUCGGACAUUUCCCGAGAGAGCGACCGCAUUCGCAACAAGACCAACUGGACUUACUUGCAGGAAAAAAAACAGAAGAAGCGGCAAGGAGAAGAAAUCAAACGGACCGAUGAAGAGGUUGCUGGUACAACAGAGACCACGCACUCGGGGAAACAUUUCCGAAUGGGUUUCAUGACCAUGCCGGCGCCACAGGACCGCCUGCCGACUCCAGGCCAGGGUUUCAGUGUUCGCUCGCAGUCCCUCAACUCGGUGGGCGGUGACGACGACGCCAACAACCGAAAACAACCGCCGCCCAAACCUAAGCGGGAUCCCAACACCAAACUCAGCAGCAGCUCCGAGGCCCUUAACGGAGUCGCCAUGACAGAAACUCAGGAGCAAGACGAAGCUCACUUCCAUUCGGGCUCUGAGGACUACAAGAGGACGCCUCCUCCCAAACCCAGACGGAACCCAAACACACAGCUGAGCUCGUCCUUUGAUGACACCUAUGUGGGUACUCAUGUUGGCCACAAAAGGGCUCCCUUGCAGUGGGACAAGUCGUCCUCGCCGAGCCAGCAUUCGGCUUCUGGAAACGACGCCGAGUCGGUUUACAUCGAAAUGAUGGGGAAUGUUCUGCGAGAGUUGAAGAGCCAAGAGGCGGCGGACGACGAGCAAAACGAAUCUGUGUAUGAGGAAAUGAAGUACCCGGCUUCGGAGGACUCGGCCGUAGACUCAGAUUCCUGUGUGUCGAGUCACUCUGGCUCUCUGUGCCACAUCCCGCAACCUUUCCCCAACCUCUUGACGCACCGGCCGCCGUUGCUGGUGUUCCCCGCAGCCCCCGCUCAAUGUUCCCCCAAUUCGGACGAAUCCCCCCUGACCCCGGUUGACGUCACCCAACUGUCUAUGUUGGAAAAGACCACUUCCAGCAAGUCAGGCGAACACUCCAGAAGUUCAAAAACCAGCGAAGACGAUCGUCCCUCCACUUCCACCAUAACUUCUUCAGGCCGAUCUUCCGCCCCACCGCUUGCGUCCAACGUCUACAAGUCCUCUAGCUCCUCCUAUAAUGGUUACGGGUACCCCCGAAGCCAAUCGGCAUGCCCCUCCCCUGUGAGCAUAGCUCGCUCCUUAACUCCGCUCAACGUGAAGAGGCCACCGCCCUACGAUGCCUUGAUGGCGGGAGUCAAUUUGCCCGUUUCGUCCCCGGUAUCAACACGGUCCCAAGAGGGUGGGGUAACGCACAAGAACUCGUCUCCCUACAGCUCCAUGCAAAACCUGUCGGCGAGGUUGCAGACACCAACCAGUCCGACGGACGAGUCCACCAACACCUCAUAUUCCUCUGGUAAACAGGUGGCCAGAAAGGGCUCAGGCAGCAGGAGAAGCAGGCAACGUGAAGGUGAGUCCAGGUCAGUCAGACCGGAGUGUAAGGACAGAGACAGUAACGGACGGUUCAGUCCAGUUUCCAGUCGGAUGGGGAGAUCUUCCGUUAGCCCGACUUUGAUGUUUGCAGGAUCGGGAGAAUCCAAGUGUGUGAGUAAACUGGGUCGCUCAGCAUCAACAUCAGGUGUGUCUUCACCUGGUUCCAUGCCACAUCAUCCCGCCCUCAGCCAGAUGCCGUGGCUGUGUGGCGACACCACCAUGAUGGAGAUGAUCGAGAAGAAACGAGUUCUGUGUUGCGAGAUCAAGCGGCGCCAGCGACCCGAGAAGAACCUCAGCAAACAGGACAGCAUGCCCAUCCUGCCCAGCUGGAAGAGGAAACAGCCACCGCCAUAUUUAGCCCCGCCCACUGCUGCCAGCCAAUCGUCUGCAGUGGCGUGGGACACCUCCAUCUGAGCACGUGCAAGGUUUUCGCUUUGUUGCACUUUACAAGAAAUUGAUAGUGGAACCUGCUUAUGGCAACAACUCAAACGACUGCUUAAGUCUACCUACAUGGUCCACCCAAAGUACUGUCCCCAGCACCAUCACAUAUGGACAGUGACUUCCUGUUCAGCACAAAAUAAAAGCACGGCAGCAUUAACUUGAAAUUUGCACAGAUUGAUCUACCGGUAUUCAGACCGGGGGUUCCCGAACUUUUUAAGUCAGGGGCCACAUUAGGUUAAACAAAUUUCACACACACACGUUUCCCCCCCUUAUAUAUACACACAUAUACCCCCACACACCACACCCACACGUAUACCGCCCCACCCCACACAUAUAUACACACCCACACAUGUAUACCGCCCACUAGUGCUGGGCAAUAUGGAAAAAAAUGUAUAUCACGAUAUGGAUCAUUUUAUAUCACGAUAACAAUAUAGCUAUGGUACGCUUUCAGUUCUAUGAAAAAUUUUACUUACAUGACCACUCGCCUUAUUUCUCACUUUAUUUGCAAGUGAAAUAAACAAAUACAUUUGGUAUAGCAAACAAUAGCAACAAAACACAUUUUAAGUUUUUAAAAGACAUUACGUUUUUUUUAAAGUUUUACAAGUACCGUAUUUUUCGGAGUAUAAGUCGCACUGGAGUAUAAGUCGCAUUUUUUGUGAAAAUGUAUUUGAUAAAAGCCAACACCAAGAAUAGACAUUUGAAAGGCAAUUUAAAAUAAAUAAAGAAUAGUGAACAACAGGCUGAAUAAGUGUAUGUUAUAUGAGGCAUAAAUAACCAACUGGUAUGUUAACGUAACAUAUUAUGGUAAGAGUCAUUCAAAUAACUAUAACAUAUAGAACAUGCUAUACGUUUACCAAACAAUCUGUCACUCCUAAUCGCUAAAUCCCAUGAAAUCUUAUACGUCUAGUCUCUUACGUGAAUGAGCUAAAUAAUAUUUGAUAUUCUACGCUAAUGUGUUAAUUUCACACAUAAGUCGCUCCUGAGUAUAAGUCGCACCUCCGGCCUAACUAUGAAAAAAAACUGCGACUUAUAGUCCGAAAAAUACGGUAUUCAAGUUUCUCUGAAGUGCAGUCAGAACGCUAGAGCAUAACUAAAAAUAAACAAAUAUUUUUGGUAUCAGAUGUAAACAAUUGCAAUAAAAAAAAUCUGGAAUCAUUAACGUUAGCCUUUAGUGCAGUCAGAACAGUAGUAGAUCACAAUGAAAUUUAAACAAAAUACUUUUAGUUUAUCAAGUGUAAACAGCUGGUCUCUGGAAUCAUUAACCUUUAGCGCAAGUCCGUUUUCUGCUCUGAAUCCAUCGCUUUGAAACCAAAAAGCUAGACUGACGAGCUACCCCCUCGUUUGGGUCGGGGUUCGUCCUGGGACUCAGUCUUUGCUGAUUGUGGGGGUUCAAUUUCUUUUUCCGCCAGCACAUCGCCUAUCCUUCCUGUCUCCAUGUUUACUUACAAUGAUCCCCUCAUGUGUGUAACCCAGGUAACAGGCUGGACACAGAGGGCACGUAAAGUAAAGCGGCGUCAUGUCGCAAAAACGAAAGAGAAAUGCGAGCUUGCAUGUCAACGCAUCCUUUUCUUUGUAAGAAAAUAUUGUUUUCUCUCCCGUUUGACACUAAAUUAGAGUGUCCGCCUUGAGAUCGGUAGGUUGUGAGUUCAAACCCCGGCCGAGUCAUACCAAAGACUAUAAAAAUGGGACCCAUUACCUCCCUACUUGGCACUCAGCAUCAAGGUUUGGAAUUGGGGGUUAAAUCACCAAAAAAGAUUCCCAGGUGCGACCACUGCUGCUGCUCACUGCUCCCCUCACCUCCCAGGGGGUGAUCAAGGGUGAUGAGUCAAAUGCAGAGAAUAAUUUCGCCACACCUAGUGUGUGUGAGACAAUCAUUGGUACUUUAACUUUAAUACACUUACUGAAUGUGCAAUUAUUGUUGCUGCUACUAUGAAUCAUCUAAAUGGCCCUAUGGGUAAAAUACAGCCCAUCACUUGAAACAAUAAAAAUUUAAAUGGCACGAUAGACAUUUUUCUAUCGUGCCCACAAUAUGUACCAGCACUACCCCCCACACACACCCGCAUGUAUAUACUAACACCCUCAAACACGUACACACACAAAUGUAAAAUAAUCUUUGCCUCUAUGGCGGAAAAACUGUUUAACAAGUAUCAUUAUCACUGGAGGAUGAGUAAUAGCUAAAUAUGCUACAAUGUACAUUGUAGGAGGAUAUGCUAAACGCUAUGCGAGUGGUCUUAAAUUUAAACCUGGGUGGGCAGCUCGAUAUAAAUACAGUAACAAUAGUUAGUAUCAGGGUUUAGUUGAUAGUGAUUAGAUUAAAAAAAUAAAAAUAUUUUGUUAUCGUUUAUAAACUCAGGAAAUUAUUCCCUGCACACUGGAGGACUUCAGGGGCAAAAACCAAAGGAUUUAAAUCAGAGCCAAUAGUAGGAAAUUAUAAUAUUGUUACACCACCAUUCUGUGUGCGAGUCUGAUUCUAAUUGGGACCACAAAUGAAGUCAUUCAAUGAUAUUGGAAAAAGUAUCAGCAUCGGUAUAGUCGAUACUGGUCCGGUAACUACUUGGUAUUGGAUACAAACACACACCUUUGUAGUGUUGCCCUAAACAUAUGUCAAGUAUCCAAAGACAAGAAUAAGUGCUGAUUACAUGAGAACAUGUUACAACAGGAAGUAAGCCGAUAUUAACAGGAACAAGUACAUUCAUUUUGAGAAAAUAAAACAGCAAAUGAUAUUACUGCAUAUGCCAGCAGCUGAAUUAGGUGCCUUUGCAACUAGAGAUAUCCGAUAAUAUCGGCAUGCCGAUAUUAUCAGACAAGCCGAUAAAUGCUUUAAAAUGUAAUAUCGGAAAUUAUCGGUAUCGGGUUUUUUUUAUCAGUAUCGGCUGUUUUUAUUAUUAUUUAUUUUUUAUUUUUAUUAAAUCAACUUAAAAAAACAUAAGAUACACUUACAAUUAGUACACCAACCCAAAAAACCUCCCUCCCCCAUUUACACUCAUUCACACAAAAGGGUUGUUUCUUUCUGUUAUUAAUAUUGUGGUUCCUACAUUAUAUAUCAAUACAGUCUGCAAGGGAUACAGUCCGUAAGCACACAUGAUUGUGCGUGCUGCUGGUCCACUAAUAGUACUAACCUUUAACACUUAAUUUUACUCAUUUUCAUUAAUUACUAGUUUCUAUGUAACUGUUUUUAUAUUGUUUUACUUUUUUAUUCAAGAAAAUGUUUAAUUUAUUUAUCUUAUUUUAUAAUUUUUAAAAAAAAAGGACCUUAUCUUCACCAUACCUGGUUGUCCAAAUUAGGCAUAAUAAUGUGUUAAUUCCACGACUGUAUAUAUCGGUAUCGGUUGAUAGGUAAUUAAGAGUUGGACAAUAUCAGAAUAUCGGCAAAAAGCCAUUAUCGGACAUCCCUAUUUGCAACCAAUUUUGAAAUGAUUUGAUAAUGACAAAAAGUGUGGUUAUUGCAGGAGGUUACAAUAUAUAUGCUAUAUAAUUUAGACUUAAAGACACCGCUCAUCCCUACAGUAAAAUGAGCAGCAGUUAAAUGUAAGAGUAUACAAUAUUGUCAUGUCAGCAGAAUGAAGAGGCACACAUGGCGUCUACAAAAGUGUAAACCUUGCAGCAAAACACUAAACGCUUCGACGCAGCACACCAACUCUUCUUAGUGUGUCUCUACCGAGCAGACAAACACCGGCGCCCCCUACAGCCCUAUUACUGAAUCACAGCUGACAAAAGGACAAGACUAUAGAACUGUGCAAGCCAUGCUUAGUUUCACUUUCAAUUGUGCAGACAAGCGCUGUCAGCCCGUUUGAGGGAGUGUCGACAUAAGCGGGUUCCACUUUAGUGAACAAUGAUGCACUUUGCAGCACACUGGAGUGAAAAGUAGAAGAAAAAAAAACGUAGAAACACAAAAGAAAUCAAAUGUCAUAAAUUUAAAUCCUAUUUUCUUACACUGAUGUCGAGCCAAUUUCAUGAAGUGAGAGGUAAAGGUGAUAGAGUAGAUGACAUCCAGGUACAGCAACUCCUCUCAGGACACUCCAAUGGUACAGGGUGACCCAAAGAAAUGCAUUUCAGCCUACAUGUUCCAACUUCUGUGUACGAUCCUUCCCCAAAGUGUCAAUCAUCCUGCUCACUUUGCAGAAGUCACCUUCUUUACAGACUAUAUGCUCGAAGGACAGGAAUAUUCGCACACAUCAGGGUUUCCUCCACUUAUAAUUGCGGCGACCUGUCACAGCAAAAUAAAAGCCGCCUCACCUUAAAAAUUACCGUGAAUUCCGGACUAUUAAACGCUAUUUUUUUUCUUACACUUUGAACCCUGCGGCUUAUAAGACGGUGCGGGUAAUUCAUGGAUUUUUCUCCGAUAACGGCCAUAAUAGUAAAAAAAAAAAAAACCAAGCAAAUACACCUAAAACAUGUUUUCAUGGUCGUGCUAUGGCGCCAUCUUAUGGACGAGUUUGCUCACUGCAUGUAUCCGUCCAUUCACGGGUAGUGCUUUUUUUUUUUUUUUUUUUUUAAACUGGAGUGCUGUGUUGGUCUUCCAGCCAUGCAUAGCGUUUCUACUCAUAUGGAUUGUCAUUCACCACUCCAAGCAACAUUUUCAAGUUUUACAAUAUAACUAAAACUGUUCAUACUUAAA
This is a messenger RNA of Nerophis lumbriciformis (worm pipefish), 6774 nucleotides long. RefSeq names its product neuronal tyrosine-phosphorylated phosphoinositide-3-kinase adaptor 2a (gene nyap2a). NCBI's taxonomy places the organism in Eukaryota, Metazoa, Chordata, Actinopteri, Syngnathiformes, Syngnathidae. The record is from RefSeq and is a predicted model, not a curated record. Gene Ontology annotation, biological process: phosphatidylinositol 3-kinase/protein kinase B signal transduction; neuron projection morphogenesis.